Molecule: messenger RNA, 4670 nt
Organism: Entelurus aequoreus (snake pipefish)
Lineage: Eukaryota; Metazoa; Chordata; Actinopteri; Syngnathiformes; Syngnathidae
Product: nuclear receptor subfamily 6 group A member 1-A-like
Exons: 10
Coding region: 330-1784 (484 amino acids)
Biological process (GO): regulation of DNA-templated transcription
Molecular function (GO): zinc ion binding; DNA-binding transcription factor activity; sequence-specific DNA binding
Source: RefSeq, a predicted model, not a curated record
AAUAGAAUGAUGAAAAAGCACGUAUGUGUUUUGUAGUGGUGGUUUAACGAAUUAUUACACGGAUUAAUUGGAAUGAAUGAGGUGACUGGUGAAGCCUACUAUCGGACUGUCCGUGAACGCAGCACGCCUGCGGGUGUAAUGAUGAUGUUCCAGCGAGGCAGGCAGCAGUUAAACAUGGCAAGCCGCAGCGAGCAGUCACUGAGCCGGCAGGCGCAGGACCAACACUAACCAGUGCAAGCGCUUCCGCCAGCUGUUCUCUACCGCCUUCUCUUUCAUCACAUCCAGACUAUUUGAAGUGGCGGAAAAGAGAAGAAGAGGGACGCGGAAGGAUGGAGAUAGAGAAGCGGGAGAACGGGUUCGACUACCCGGAGAGAAACAACGCCAAGUCCGUUCCCGGCUUUUAUGGGGAGCCCACAUUGGAAGCUGAACAAAAUGACAGCAUGGAUGACCCAGCUGAGCAGCGCACCUGCCUCAUCUGUGGCGACCGAGCCACCGGCCUGCACUACGGCAUCAUCUCCUGCGAGGGCUGCAAGGGCUUCUUCAAGCGCAGCAUUUGCAACAAGCGCGUGUAUCGAUGCAGCAGGGACAAGAACUGCGAGAUGUCGCGCAAACAGCGCAACCGCUGCCAGUAUUGCCGCCUGCUCAAGUGUCUCCAAAUGGGGAUGAACCGCAAAGCAAUCAGAGAGGACGGCAUGCCGGGAGGGAGGAACAAAAGCAUCGGGCCCGUUCAGAUCACGGAGGAGGAGAUUGAGCGCAUCAUGUCCGGCCAGGAGUUCAAAGAGGAUGCCCCGGAGCACACGUGGGGCAACAACGGCGACAGCGACCACAGCUCUCCCAGCAACGGAGCCUCCGAGGGCAACCAGCCGUCACCCGUCUCCACGCUGUCCUCCAAUCGCUCCAUGGAAAUGAACGGCUACACGGCGGCCCUCAGGGACCAGUACAUCAACACCUCCAUGUCGACACACUACCAGCUGUUGCCGCAUCUCUUCAGCUACGCCGCCCAGUCCGGCCUGCUGGCCCCCCAGCCCCGCAGCUUGUACCCGCAGUCCCACCCGCUGGUGCUUCAGCUGGUGGCAGCGGAAGACCUGGCGCCGCUGGCCACCCCCAUGCUCAUAGAAGAUGGCUACAAGGUGACACAGGUGGAGCUGUUCGCCCUGCUGUGUCGUCUGGCGGACGAGCUGCUGUUCCGCCAGAUCUCGUGGAUCAAGAAGUUGCCUUUCUUCUGUGAACUCUCCAUCGAGGACUACACCUGCCUGCUCAGCUCCACCUGGCAGGAGCUCAUCCUGCUCUCCUGCCUCACCAUCUACAGCGCCCAGAUCUUUGGCGACUUGGCUGACGUCACCGCCAAGUACACGCCCUCGGACGAUGAGCUGCAGGGUUUCAGCGAGGACGGCAUGGAGGUGAUGGAGAGGCUCAUAUAUCUGUUUCGUAAGUUCCACCAGUUGAAGAUCAGCAAUGAAGAGUACGCCUGCAUGAAAGCCAUCAACUUCCUAAAUCAAGAUAUCAGAGGACUGUCCAACAUCUCUCAGCUUGAGCAGCUGAACAAGCGCUACUGGUACGUGUGCCAGGAUUAUACUGAGUAUAAGUACCCGCACCAGCCUAAGCGAUUCCCUGAGAUCAUGAUGUGUCUGCCAGAGAUCCGCUGUAUAGCAGGGAAGCUGGUCAACGUCCCACUUGAGCAGCUCCCUCUCUUGUUCAAAGCAGUCUUGCACUCCUGCAAAUCAAGCCUGACCAGCUACAGGACUGGCCCGUCACCCUGCGUGACCGCCUCCUCGGGAAACUAGAGGCCGCCCUGACCCCACACACCCCCAACCACCCUACGGCGAGGGACCGGUCGCCCCUCCUUGUGAAUGUGACAAGCAGCUAGUUUGUUUUCUUUGUUCUAUUUAUUACACGACAGAGCUGAAUGUAUGCUGAUUUACACUGUGCACAUGCUUCUGUACAAAACAAAUGCUCGUAGAUGCAUUGGUCUUUGGAGUUUACAAGUGUGUAUCCAGUUUUGCUCGACGUGUCAGUGUUGCCAUUGCUAGAGCUAGACUUGAAGAAGAAAAAAAAAGAGUUUAUUUUAUUCAGACGGGGGCGGAUAGACGCGAGUGUUUUUAGACUACCUCAGGAAGAUGUUGUUGCUAUUUUUGUGGUGUUGAUGAAGAGUUGCCCAGUCUAACACAAACUCCCAGUGGAUGCCUCGGUCACGGUGUUUUUACGACACUGAACGUAGAAAAUCCAGCGACUUUAUCUGCUUGGACUUUUUGGACAUUCCGCUUACGGGAGGCGGUCUUGUCAGUGUAACAUUCCACGAGUUAAGGUGACGGCUAUUUGGAUCUUUGCGAUCCUCGGAAAAAGGAGUAUACGGGUAUUUUUUACAAUCGUAGACUGGGGAUGUAAGGUUUUAUUGCAAGGGUAUGGGAGGGUAUCUAGGUUUGUUGUAUUGUUUUUGACCAAAGUGUUAUGCAAUGCUUUUUGUUUUUUUGUUUUUUCCCCCCCUCCAAAUGCCCUUUUACGGGCACGACUAAAACAAAAAUCUUGUCGUUGAAGGAUCGGGGAUAAGAAACGAAUCAGUCUCCGUCAGAGGGAGACCUAGCCAGACUUCCCCCGGGGGAAUGCUGCUAAACCUGCGCGCAUGUUUACAUUCAGCAGGCGUGGUUCUGGGCUAGCUAGCUCAUAUCGACCGUCAUGGCCUAGUCGAGACACGGGGAUGUCGGACUUUUUUUUUUCAAUUUUUUUUUUUUUAUCAGGUCCCGCCAGGUCCAAUCAUGCUUUUGCACAGACCGAGAAGCAGAUUUAGGUGAGACCUGACCUGAACGCUGUCUCGGGUUGUGAGUUUUAAUCGGGAGCGCUGACUCCACGGACGAAGCGAGUACUGUAACGUCAGCAGAUAAUCAGCUGGGUGAGAUUGAUGCAUUUUUGGUGACUUGACCUCUGGUGCUUGCUCUCUGUGACAAAUAUGCACAUUGUUGUAGAACAUGGUCCUUUAUCUUUGGACUACGAGACGAUGACGUCAAAGUAUCGUCUUUGAUUCCUCAAGUUUUUGUUUUUUGUUUUUAUGAUCCGCUUGGUGAUGUGCAACCAUUAGAAAUGCAGACAAAAAUGCAGUCAUUGCAAAGACUCUCGUUUUUGCAAACGGACGGUGAGGUUCAGAGACCGUGAGCCACGGCCCACCCGCUGUGUUCUGCUCUCAGGCCCGCCCGGCCUGGAUGGAAACAGGGUAUUAAGUGAGUGUUAAGUACUGCAUUCAGGAGUUACUCAGAGACCGCGCUCAAGUGCUUGUUGUGUUGGUAGACUUAGGACAGGACGUAGUAGGUCCUCUGUAGACAAAAGAUGUUUUCCCUUUUCACUUGAUUUGCGCCGCCCGCGCGCCCAGUUUGAAAGAGAAACACUCGGCCAGAAUUUAUCUGCUCGGUAUUUCUCUUUCCAACGUUCAAUUAGCCUCCUUUCAUCUUUUGAUUUUUAUGCCUUUUCAUGUACCUAUGUAGUUCUUGUGAAUGUUUUGGGUUUUUGUUAUACUUCCUGUAUUCUUUUUGUUUUUCUUGGCAUGAGGAUGAGUCCUCAUUCCCGACAUUUGUUGACUUGAUUUAAAAUGCAUUCCCGUUGUGCACGGCGACUCGUGAAAGUGCUACUCAGGAGAUGCGAUGUCAGACAAAACUUUCAUGCGACAUCUUGGACUCUUCUGUGGUAUUUGAUAUGCUAUGUUCCAUGCUACCGACCGGCGUUAACCCAUAAGAACCCAGACCCAAUUAUGCCUCAAGAAUAAAGUGGAAGACUUUUUUAUAUGAAUAAGAACAUCCAUGGACAAUUUCAAAACAUCUCACAGGUCAAUUCGGAAUCACUUACCGAUUCUCGCAAUAUUUGGUAAAUAUACAGGGGAAACUCAAAAAGUUUGAAUAUGGUGUAAAAGUCCAUUAACAGUAGCAGUUCAACUUCAAAUGUCAAACUAAUAUGUGAUAUAACCUCAUUACAUACAGAGUGAAAUAUAUCAAGCUUCUACUGAUCAUUUUAAUGAAUAUGGCUUACAGUUUUUGAAAACCCAACAUUUUCUGACAUUUAUAAUUUAAUCUUUUCAUAAGCUGUAAGCCAUAAUCAUCAAAACAAUAUCAAAAUAAGUAUAGAAAUAUCUUGAGUUGCAUGUUAUGAGCUUAUGUCAUAUACCGUAUUUUCCCGACGAUAGACCGCACCAAUAAAUAAGUUGCACCCACAAAAUUUGUUUUCCAUAUAUUAGCCGCACCGGACUUUAAGCCGCAGAUAUAUACGUUGUGAAAUUAGUUAUUUACACAGAAAUAUUCUCUAAAUGUUUAUUUAAUUGUUUCCAAACGGCGUCUGUAACAUGGCAGUAAAACGGCUGAUCAAACAAAACAGAAGUAAUCGCCAUGGACUCACUUGCUGCGGAAGCUAGCUCGCCAAUCAGCUAAACAGUCUCAAUAACUCCUCUGACGUUUUGGUGAAUUUACUGAGGAAUUUGUGAAACUGAAACAAUACAAAAAAAAUGCAGUUGUAAGUUGAUAAUACUAACAGACACUUGGGAAUGCGUUAGCACAUUUGCUAAUGCUAACGACGCUAGCGUCAUUACAUUACUAUAGUACGUACAAAUAUGCAUGAAAACAGUCCUACAGACAUCACACAUGGGAUGGUUUAGUAAGUAAGAAUUGUUGUAGUUACCGUAAUUUCCGGACUAU